AUGCGCUCCCCCUUUGCCGAUCCCGACAAAUCUCAGGUCCCCCAGUCGCAGCCCACCGACAUUGGCUUCGGCUACAUCGCCAACCAGCCCAACCGCGAAUCCGUCGCCGUGCCCAUGACGCCCAAGUCCCCCCUCAAGAGCGCCAUCAAGAUGCCUGGCACUCCGGCGAGGCAGCUUUCCAACCCUCUGAGCCCCACCUUUCGCGAGGAGUAUAUUCUGGAGAAGCGUGAGCUGUCGACUGAGAAAGAGCAAGUCAAGGACGUGCUUGUACAGAAAAUGAAGACGCGCGUCCGCAUGGCCAAGUUUGCUCUCCGUGGCGUCGGUUUCAGCUGUUCCCUCAUCAUCCUCUCCAUGCUCUCCGCCUCCUUUGCCAUAUUCAACGCCACAAAGAGUUUGCCCAGCCAGAGCGGCAUGCCGUCCUGGGCGCCCAACACCGCCUCUAUGGCUUGGCCCCAGAAGCUAGCCCUCUCCAUGGCCUGUUUCUCCCUCUUUGUGUGCAUACUUGUCUUCGCCACCUACUGUCGAGGAGGGCACAAGCGCGCAGAAAAGGUCAACACGUACUAUCAAAUGUUUGCCGUCGGCUGGUUCAUGACGAGCCUAGUCCUCUGGGUCGUCACCGCCGCCCUGUUCCAGCAUGCCAAGGAUCACAGUAACAACAAGGACAUGUGGGGAUGGGCCUGCGUUGACAACACCCGUUCCGACGUCUUCGGCCAAAAGGUCGACUAUCAGCUCGUCUGUCGCCUCCAAAACUGGUCCCUCGUCUGCAUCAUCAUCGAGGUCGUCGUCGAGGUCGUGUCCAUUGCCCUCUACAGCUUCGUCUUUUACCGCUACUACACCAAGCGCCGUCUCUUCAAGUCCAUGGAUCUGCGAGACCGUGCCCGCUCCGAUCUCUACCUUGCCCAGCUUCGCUCUCAGUCGGCCCCAAACACGCCCGGCUUCGGCGGCCCCAAGUCUCCCGCGUUGAGCAACUAUGCCAUGUCUCCUCGUCAUCCACCCGCGGCGUACCGCAAUCUCUCGGACAUUGACGAGUCGAGUCCUUUCACCCCCGGCGGCCGCGUUGUCGAGCCCCAGUCCCAAUUCUCCCAACCCUUCUCCGGCUUCAAGCUGCAGCCUCCCCCGACCAAGGCCCCCUCGGCCACCCCAAAGACAAACCAGGGAGCCUUUUCCCAAAGCGCAACGCCAUCGAGCGGUGCCCUGGCACAGCCGGCUCCUCUUGCCGCCGACGAGCCGACGUACGACGCAGUUCCCAUUCCCGGGGCGUACGCAGGCUCAUCGGUCAAGAGCCCGCCCCCAACGGCGACGACGUUUGGUCAGGCUCGGUGA
This is a messenger RNA of Hirsutella rhossiliensis, 1323 nucleotides long. RefSeq names its product hyphal anastamosis-8 protein. The record is from RefSeq and is a predicted model, not a curated record. The coding region runs from base 1 to 1323 and encodes 440 amino acids. The transcript is spliced from 3 exons. Lineage: Eukaryota; Fungi; Ascomycota; Sordariomycetes; Hypocreales; Ophiocordycipitaceae.